AUAUAUAUAUAUAUAUAUAUAUAUAUCUAUAUAUAUCUAUAAUUAAUUCAAAUUUAUAACGACAUCGAGAACCAUACACCUGUCAUAUAUGCAACGAUGGUAAGGCGAAAUACGCCGAAAGCGGCGAAAACAGACGCUAACCCCGACACGAAAGAAACACCAUCAUCCACGCGCACCAGUAGGGCUAAGAAAGCCUCGGAGAGCGAAGCGAGUGCGUCUGAUAUAACUGAUACAACUGAUGCGUCAGCUGUUAAUCAUGACACGAAAGAAACUGAUGUAGAUACUGGUAAAUCGGAAGAUGCCGUUGCAUCUAAGGCCACGCCCAAGAAGCGUAGAGGUAGUACCAAGACUACGACUGGUACAGACAUGGAAACGAGUACAGAUGUCAAUGUAAGCAUGUAUAAGGCGGGUGAUGGCGUUGAUGAGACUGUACAGGUAGAUAAGGCGGAUGGGGAUGGGGUGAGUGCGAUAGACAUGGACGUAGAUGUGAAUGCUGAUACUAAUGCAAGUAUUAGUACAGAUACAGUGACUGAGACGCAGGCAGAGGUAGGUGCGAAUGCUGAGGUGGAUACAACCAAGAAAGAAGGCAAAACAAGCAGAAAGGGGGACAAGAAGAACAAGAAGGACAAUAAAGUGAACAAGAAACAGAGUGGGAAGCGAGAUAAGGGUGGCAGCCAGCAAGUCCAAGACGGCAAAAAAGGCCCACCAAAAGACCCCCUCCUGGGUGCGGGUCCGAAAGCGCCCAUACUGGCCAACCCGGUGAUGCCGAUGAACAUGCCUAUGAAUGUGCCGGGGGGUGUCCCUAUGCGACCGCCUAUGCAACACAUGGGUAUGAACACACACACACACCCACGCGCACACAUGCAGCCGCUACCACACACAGCACACCCACACACCCGAGGUCCAAGACCUGGCGCACCCCAGCGGGGAAAUGGGCCUAAAAUGGGUGCAAACGGGCCUAAAACAGGUGCAAAUGGGCCCAAAAUGGGGGCCAGGAAAGGGCCCGGGGCUGUGGUGCAACCGCAUUUGCUGACGAAGAAGGAACCACUGACUAAGAAGGAGGUGAAGGACAAGACCGUCGACGCGCUCGCGAAAAUGGCCCAGGCUACUUGGGGCGAUAAGAGUAAUGUUAAGUUCAGGGCGGAGACUGUCACCAAGAUCUACCGAGAGCAUAUCCUCGGUACCCAGUUCUCGUCCCACCGACUGCAAGUGCUGGAGAUCAACCAGUACCUGGAAAGAUAUCUGUGGCCGAAUUAUAAACCGGACAGCAAAGACAAGACUCAUGUGCUGUCGCUGUGUGUGAUGAUCAACGAGAAGUUCCGCCAGGGAGUGCCUGCGUGGGAUGCGAUGAUUGGAGUAACAUCUUGCGAUGGAGAGGUUGAUGAAGCUCCCGCGGGCGAUGCCAAGUCAGACAACCAGGAACGAUUCUCGGCUUUUAUGGCUGAAGUUCGGAACCUAACCGUCGAGGCCUCAGAAGACGUCUCCAUGGCUGAGCUAGCCCGCCUGGUGCAGCUGCAUGUCAACCUCUCCAAGUCGUUGGAGAACAGUGUAGUGCGCCAAGAAGUGUUGCCGUGUGUAUCGCUGGGAGUGUGGACACAUGUUACGGAUGUACGUCGACAAAAGGAACUGAAGCAGUCGAGUAGGAUAGCUAGGCAAUGGAAAACCCUUAACAAGAGGACGAGUCAGAUCACCGCGUUGAACGAAACAGCGUUAUAUCCGUCAGAGCAGACACUGUUUGAUCCGAAUGUAGUACCGGAUGAGUACUAUUCCGAAGGAGUACUGGCCCUUCCUAAGCUCAAUCUACAGUUUCUCACGUUCCACGACUAUCUACUAAGGAACCUGAAUCUAUUCCGAUUGGAGAGCACUUUCGAGAUUAGAGAAGACAUCAUCGAUAGUGUCAAGCGAAUGCCGGCGCGUUUGGAUGGCGACAAUUUGGUACAAUUCGACGGGUGGUCUAGAAUGGCAAUGCCCACCAGCGACUUUAGCAUCAUCGAAGUGGCGAAGCCGGAACUGGGCCAUUUCAGGCCCAGACGCGUGCGCGCAGAUAUCACAAUCGAUCUGAGACUGUGCCGUCCGGCUAUAGCGGCUGAGUGGGAGGGACUCAGAAGACACGACAUUCUCUUCCUGUGUUGUGUGCAGGUGGGUGUGCUUUGUGAGCGUGCGUGA
Sphaeroforma arctica JP610 is the source of this 2166-nucleotide messenger RNA. RefSeq lists its product as hypothetical. The transcript is spliced from 8 exons. The record is from RefSeq and is a predicted model, not a curated record. NCBI's taxonomy places the organism in Eukaryota, Ichthyosporea, Ichthyophonida. The coding region runs from base 97 to 2166 and encodes 689 amino acids.